Messenger RNA from Fusarium sp. VM40, 1341 nucleotides. Lineage: Eukaryota; Fungi; Ascomycota; Sordariomycetes; Hypocreales; Nectriaceae. The record is from the annotation of a GenBank genome assembly.
AUGCGUGAGAUUGUUCAUCUUCAGACCGGUCAGUGCGGUAACCAAAUUGGUGCUGCUUUCUGGCAGACCAUCUCUGGCGAGCAUGGCCUUGACAGCAAUGGUGUCUACAACGGCACCUCGGAGCUUCAGCUCGAGCGCAUGAGCGUCUACUUCAACGAGGCUUCCGGCAACAAGUACGUCCCUCGUGCCGUCCUCGUCGAUUUGGAGCCUGGUACCAUGGAUGCCGUCCGCGCUGGUCCUUUCGGUCAGCUUUUCCGACCCGACAACUUCGUUUUCGGCCAGUCUGGUGCUGGAAACAACUGGGCGAAGGGUCAUUACACCGAGGGAGCUGAGCUCGUCGACCAGGUCCUCGAUGUCGUCCGCCGUGAGGCCGAGGGCUGCGACUGCCUCCAGGGCUUCCAGAUCACCCACUCCCUCGGUGGUGGUACUGGUGCUGGUAUGGGUACGCUGCUCAUUUCCAAGAUCCGCGAGGAGUUUCCCGACCGAAUGAUGGCCACCUUCUCCGUUGUUCCUUCCCCUAAGGUCUCCGACACUGUCGUUGAGCCCUAUAACGCCACUCUCUCCAUCCACCAGCUGGUCGAGAACUCCGAUGAGACCUUCUGUAUCGACAACGAAGCCCUCUACGACAUUUGCAUGCGAACCUUGAAGCUGUCUAACCCCUCCUACGGUGACCUCAACUACCUCGUCUCCGCUGUUAUGUCCGGUGUCACCACCUGUCUCCGUUUCCCUGGUCAGCUGAACUCUGACCUCCGAAAGCUUGCCGUCAACAUGGUUCCUUUCCCCCGUCUGCACUUCUUUAUGGUCGGCUUUGCCCCCCUGACCAGCCGUGGUGCUCACUCCUUCCGCGCUGUCAGCGUUCCUGAGUUGACUCAGCAGAUGUUCGACCCCAAGAACAUGAUGGCUGCUUCCGACUUCCGCAACGGUCGUUACCUGACCUGCUCUGCUAUCUUCCGUGGUCGCGUUGCCAUGAAGGAGGUCGAGGACCAGAUGCGAAACGUCCAAAACAAGAACUCCUCUUACUUCGUCGAGUGGAUUCCCAACAACAUCCAGACCGCUCUGUGUGCCAUUCCCCCUCGUGGUCUUACCAUGUCUUCUACUUUUAUCGGAAACUCCACCUCUAUUCAGGAGCUCUUCAAGCGUAUCGGCGAGCAGUUCACCGCUAUGUUCCGACGCAAGGCUUUCUUGCAUUGGUACACUGGUGAGGGUAUGGACGAGAUGGAGUUCACUGAGGCUGAGUCUAACAUGAACGAUCUUGUCUCUGAAUACCAGCAGUACCAGGAUGCUGGUAUUGAUGAGGAGGAGGAAGAGUACGAGGAGGAACUUCCUGAGGGCGAGGAGUAA